AUGGAUGAAAAUGAAGAACAGUCACUCGACUUGGAGUACAGACGUUAUUUGGAAAUAAUGAGACCCUACUUACAACAACUGCUUGAUCCGGAUGUUAUAGACAUAAUCAAUGCAUGGAUUCAGAGACUUUGUUGUUGCAAACAAAAUGAAAAAGUGCAACGCAACAAAUACAUAUUUGCUAUGUGCUAUCAAUUAUCGAAAGGUAUCCUGGAUGAACCUUUCACACAUAACCCAACAACUGACGAACUGGCUCCUCUACAAGAGUGUACAUUGACAGAUUACUCCUUUAAUGAUUCUUCAGAAAUCGAUGUUAUACCCAAGUUUCCAAACAACGAAGUUGGCAAUGAAAUAUAUAAUGAUGAAAAUGAGUACGAAAAUAGAGCAACGAAGCUUAUUAUGAAACUCCGAGAAAUCAAAAAUCAAAAUUUUAUGUUUCAAAACGAAUUAAUGGCCCUCAAAACAGCCUCUACAUUAAGACAUGAACACACUGUGAAACCUCAAGAUAAUUUUAUGAAAGUCCAUAAUGCUACCAGUGUUCACUUUCGUUUUCAAGAGAGUAAUACUACAUUGAAUCGCUUAAAAUCCAAACUACAAGAAGUUCAAGAUUCAAGAAAAUCUCUAAUUGAAACUAUAAAUGAUUUGCAAGAUAAACUUGAUAACAUUAACGAAAUGAAAAGACAUGAAAUAGAAGAUUUGCAUGCUCAACAUAGAUUACAAAUAAUUCAAGUGAAAACUUCUUUGCGAGAAGAAUUAAAAGCUAACCAUGAUAAAAAUAUACAUCAAUUAAGGCAGCAACAUGAAAAACUUAUAAAAGAUAUAGAAAGCAAGCAUUCAGAUGAAAAAGAAAAUUUAGCAGCCCAUACGGAAGCUAUGAUAGCUGAAAAGGACAAAAUUAUCCAGUCCAUGGAAACUGAGAUUAUAAAUUUGAAAAACAACAUCGACGGUCUCAAAAGUAAUCAAUAUCUUAUAUUAAGCAACUUUAUAGACAAUCAAAAUAUUGAUUUCAACUCUAAAUGUGUUACACAGAAAGCUAAAGAACUUGAAAAACGUUUGAAUAAAAUGGAGAAAUCGAAAGUAAAAUAUUCCAAGGCUUACGAAGCAAAAUUAGCGAACUUACAAAAAGAAAAGCAUUUGGCCGAGUGUUCCUUGCAACUGCAACUAAUGAAACAAAGGACACAGAUCAUACAUGAAUCAACCGAUGAACAUGAAACGGAAUUGGCGACGGCUUUAGAUAAACUAGAAAAUAAAUAUAAAGAUAUAGUAGCGAGCGUGCAAGCGACGGCUGUUCAACGUAGAAUUCAGGACCAAGUGGCGUUAGAAUCAAUAAUACAAACAGUUUGCGGUAUUAAGAAUGAAGGUCUGUUCAAUAAUUUGGCACAAAGAACACACACCGAUCAUUUAUCGAGCAACGCAAUUCGUACUCAAACCAGGGAUACCAAUCGAAGCUGUGACACUGAAUUGCCGACCAUAAUUCGAGAUAAUAAGGUUGGAAGCAUCAUAGUGGGUAACAAAACGUAUGCAGAUGAAAAUGUUAUAAACGACUAUUGUACAGACGGGGAAAAUUUCAACGAACUUUUCGAAAGAGUCCAUGUGCCUCAGAGAGACACUGGCGGGAGUUCGCUUAAGAAGUAA
Molecule: messenger RNA, 1632 nt
Organism: Bicyclus anynana (squinting bush brown)
Lineage: Eukaryota; Metazoa; Arthropoda; Insecta; Lepidoptera; Nymphalidae
Exons: 2
Coding region: 1-1632 (543 amino acids)
Source: RefSeq, a predicted model, not a curated record